Messenger RNA from Copidosoma floridanum, 483 nucleotides. RefSeq names its product splicing factor 3B subunit 5 (gene Sf3b5). Lineage: Eukaryota; Metazoa; Arthropoda; Insecta; Hymenoptera; Encyrtidae. Gene Ontology annotation, cellular component: U2 snRNP; precatalytic spliceosome. The record is from RefSeq and is a predicted model, not a curated record. Gene Ontology annotation, biological process: mRNA splicing, via spliceosome.
ACAGACGUGUUUUGAUGCUGCGUCAGUCUUCUUCAUACUGCAUUGAAUAUUGUUUAUUUAUUUGACGACCGCGAAAUAAGUAUAGGCACUCUGUUGUUCGAAAUAAAAUCAGCUAGUACAUAAUUUAUUCAUUGAGUUAACUAGCAAAGUUUAAAGAAUGGGUGAACGCUACAACAUACACAGCCAGUUGGAGCAUCUCCAGUCCAAGUACAUCGGUACAGGUCAUGCAGAUACAACGAAAUUUGAGUGGUUAAUGAAUCAACAUAGAGACUCGUGCAGUUCGUAUAUGGGUCAUUAUGAUUUAUUAAAUUUUUUCUCCAUUGCCGAAAACGAGGCUAAAGCAAGGGUUCGUUUCAAUCUCAUGGAAAAAAUGUUGCAACCUUGUGGGCCACCCCCAGAAAAACCAGAAGACUAAUCUGUAUUACUGUACAUUAUUUAUUCUUUGUAUAAGCAUUUGUAUUAAAAAAAAAAAAAAAUAAUCGU